Molecule: messenger RNA, 1041 nt
Organism: Didymosphaeria variabile
Lineage: Eukaryota; Fungi; Ascomycota; Dothideomycetes; Pleosporales; Didymosphaeriaceae
Exons: 4
Coding region: 1-1041 (346 amino acids)
Cellular component (GO): cytoplasm
Source: RefSeq, a predicted model, not a curated record
AUGUCUUCCACACAUUCUAUCCCUCUCCGUCAACUGGGAAAACAUGGCCCCCGAGUUCCAGCGAUUGGCUUCGGACUCAUGGGUUUAGCUGGCGCAUACGGGCAAGCUGCCUCCGAGGAUGAGGGUUUCCAGAUCCUAGAUCGUGCAUUCGAGCUUGGAGAGACAUUCUGGGACACUGCAGAUAUCUAUCGCGGUAAUGAGCAGUUGAUUGGCAAAUGGUUCAAGCAAACAGGGAAACGUGACGAGAUCUUCCUAGCAAGCAAGGGAGCUAUCAUGAUGGAUGGCUCGCAGUUUAAGGGCGUCGAUAGCUCGGGAGAGUAUCUCAAGCAUGCUUGUGAGAAGAGUCUUGCUAGACUGGGUGUUGAGUACAUUGAUCUUUACUAUGCCCAUCGCCUCAAUCCGAAUACUCCUGUGGAAGAGUCUAUGCGUGCUCUAGCAGAGCUGAAAACUGAAGGUAAAAUCAAACACAUCGGCCUCUGCGGACUAUCUUCCACUGCGCUCCGACGCGCUGUCAAAAUCGCUCCUGUGGCAGCCGUGCAAAUUGAGUACUCGCCUUUUGUGCGCGAAGUAGAAACAGGAGUAUCAGGAGAUCUCGCAGCUACGUGCCGUGAACUCGGUGUCGCCCUCGUUUGCUACAGUCCGCUCGGACGAGGCCUCUUGACAGGCUCCGUCAGCAAUCGCUCUGACGUAACUCAAGGUACCGAUAUGCGCGCCAAGAACUUUCCCUGGUUUAGUGAGGAGAAUCUGGAUGCAAAUGCGAAGCUUGUUGCGCGCUUCAAAGAGCUGGCGGACAAGAACGGGUGUUCGUCUAGCCAGUUGGCCUUGGCGUGGCUGCUGGCUCAGGGAGACAACGUGUUUCCGAUCCCUGGCACGAGGAAGAUCAAGUAUUUGGAGGACAAUGUGAAGGCUUUGGACGUGACAUUGACUGAUGAGAAGGUCGUCGAAGUGAGGGAGUUUCUGGAACACAACGAGUUGCAGGGAUAUCAUUCGGUUGAACAGGCAAAGCACUUCGCAUAUGUUGAUACGAAGGCGGAUGCUUGA